Messenger RNA from Daphnia magna, 1683 nucleotides. RefSeq lists its product as uncharacterized. The record is from RefSeq and is a predicted model, not a curated record. Bases 1 to 1683 code for a protein of 560 amino acids. Lineage: Eukaryota; Metazoa; Arthropoda; Branchiopoda; Diplostraca; Daphniidae. The transcript has 3 exons.
AUGCAAGAAGGAGACCGCGUGCAAUUUAGAUGGCUGCAGAGCACGACACCAUCACCUACUCCAUGGCGCUUCACGGAUCAGCGGACGCGGUACAGGAAGCACAACAGCGCAAGUGAGUCAUCUUUAAUUCAGACGGAGAUGGCCAGAAAAUUGGGACUCGAGGAACGUACCAACAACAUCAAACUUAAAUCAAUCCAUGGAACCGAAUCAGACAUCUCGACAACCACUACCAGCUUCACGAUCGCUUCAAGUGAUCAUUCGGUGGCCUACACAAUUAAGAACGCGCUUACAAUACCCGACAAUUUGUCCACAUUGCCACUAGAAGAAAUUGACACGUCGCUGGUCACCAUCCUGCUCGGAUAUGAUAUCCUCGAUGUACACCUAACGCUAGAAGUCAGGCGGCCGUCUAAGAGUGCACCAGGUCCCACAGCCAUACGAACCUCCUUAGGCUGGACGGUAGUUAGUCGGUUCCAGUUAAAUCAACCAACAUUUCAAGAGAAUGCAGCUUCAAGUCAUUGCACGUUAACCCGAUUGCAUGAAGACCCAUUGACAGCACUGGUAGAGAAUUUCUCGUCAACCGAGUCGUUCGGCACAACCCCAGAUGUAAGGAAAUUAGUUUCUCCAGACGACCAUGCUGCAUUAGCAUCCUAUGCUCGGACGAUUCGCCUGCUGGAUACCGGAAGGUAUGAGAUAGGCCUUCCGUGGCGAAUACCCCGCCAAACCCUUCCUGACAAUUCCCAUCAGAUAUUGAAAAAUUUCUUCGCUUUGGAAAGACGACUACUACAACAACCGGAAUUGGCAAAGCGUUAUUCAAAGGCCAUUAAUGAAUACGCUGAAUUAGGAUACGCUAGACAAGUUUCAUCGGAUGAAUUAAAAAUUGAAGAUUUGGGAAGUAGGUGGUAUGUUCCGCAUCAUGCAGUGACUCACCCUCACAAACCCAAUAAAUUGAGAGUAGUGUUCAACCUAUCGGCAAAACAUCGUGGUAUCUCAUUGAAUGCAGUAUUGUUGAAGCUUCCCGACUUCUAUCCCAAUCUGGUAGGAGUGCUACUCCGCUUCAGAAGUAAGAAAAUCGCUGUUUCAGCCGACAUCGCCAAAAUGUUCCUGCAAGUCCGUUUGAGGGAGGAAGAUCAGCCGUACCUUAGCUACUGGUGGAGACCACCUGGCGAUGUUCGCCCACCACAAACCUUUCAAAUGAUUGUGCAAACGUUCAGUGGCGUCUCCUCGCCAAGUUCAUGUCUUUACGCUGUGCGUAAGACGCUUGAGGACAACCCAGAAUUUGAGGAUCUCCGUAGCAAGAUAUUACGCCACAUGUUUGUCGACAACUACCUUGAUUCAUUUGACAGUGAAGACACCGCCAUUCAGGACUGCCUACGAUUAAAGGAACUGCUGAGUAGGGGAGGAUUUCAGUUGAACCAAUGGACUUCAUCCUCUAGAAGAGUCUUAGCCGCUAUCCCACCCGAAGAAAGAGACAAGCCAGAACUAGAUCUGGAUUUAGACGAACUGCCCGUAGAGCGGAUGUUGGGAAAUUGGUAUGACAGUCAAACAGAUGCCUUUACUUUCAAGUUCAAACCUCAACCAGAAGUCCGGUCCAUGCGUCAGUUGUUAUCGGCAGUCGCCAGUGUGUUCGACCCCAUCGGUUUUAUAACUCCGGUGGUAUUAGUUGGCAAGCUUCUGUUCCAGUGA